This is a messenger RNA of Capsicum annuum, 2444 nucleotides long. RefSeq lists its product as uncharacterized. The transcript is spliced from 3 exons. Lineage: Eukaryota; Viridiplantae; Streptophyta; Magnoliopsida; Solanales; Solanaceae. The record is from RefSeq and is a predicted model, not a curated record. Bases 325 to 1092 code for a protein of 255 amino acids.
GUGUACUUUGAGUAUAUUCCGUUAACUAACUUUGAAUUCUUACCCUUUUGUUGCAGGUGACGUAACAAAUGGAGAUAAUAUUCACAAAAUUUCACCAUGGGGGAUCUUUUUUCAACAAGGGUAUCCCUACAUAUGCUGCAAGUUGUGUACCAGAGCUAAGGUAUAUUGACAAGGACCACUUUUGCAUGCUGGAAUUGUUAUUUUAUACUAAAGAAUUAGGGUAUGACACUAUUAGGGGGUUUUAUUAUCAAGAUGCAGUAACUAAGCAGUUCAACUUGGUGAAGAGUGACAGACAUCUCGUUGAACUAGUUAAAGACUUAAAACAUGAGGACUCUAUUGAUUUUUAUGUCUAUCAUGUUUCAGAUGAACCAAUUCUUGACCCUGAUGGUCCCACUGAUUUUUUUACCUGCACCUGAUAUUAUUGAGUGUGCAGACCUAAAAAGAGAAAGUGUUGGUGUUGAUGAUAGUGCUAACAUAGAGAGGAAAUCUACUGGAGUAGAGGAAGUGAGGGAGGCUGAUAUAGAAGAUUUUAACCUAGAAGAUAUUGAGAUAGAGAAUGUUAACUUAGGUAAAGAGAGGGAGACUUAUGUAGAAGAUGUUGGUGUAGAAAAAGGUGAUGAGGCUAAUAUAGAAGAUAUCCAUGUAGAAGAUGUUAACCUAGAAGAUUUUGGUGUAGAAGGAGGUGAUGAGGCUGAUGUACAAGAUAUUCAUGUAGAAGAUGUUAAUAGGCUAGCAAAUAAGUUGUCAGAUUACUUGAGUAGUGAUUCAGAUCUUGGAGAUAUUCCUUCAGAAGAUGGCUCAGAUGUUGAUGAGGAGUUGAGGGCAUUUAGACAAGAAAGAAUAAAAAACAAAGCCAACAAUAAACAAAGAAAUCAAAAAGCAAGAAAAAAGGUUGUUGAAACUGAACAAGUACCUGUGAGAGUUGCUGGUUGUGUAGAUAGAGACUUUGGGGAUAUUGGUAAAAAUAAGGCUAGCAAAUAUUCUGAAAAGUUGGGUGGAGAUGAGGAAUAUCUUGAUAGUUUUGAUUGUUGGAGUGAAGAUGGUAAAGAUAUAGAUGUGGAUGCUGUUAGAAGAGUAGAUCUACCUAGAUGAAGAAGAAGUAAGAAAACUAGGUAUGAUGAAAAUUGUGAGUAUUUUAUGUUUGAGCUUGGGAUGAUUUUUGAGGGUGUAAAACAGUUUAGAAAAGCCGAUGCAGAUUAUGCUGUAGAGUAUAGAAGGCAGUUAUAGUUAAAACCUAACGAAAAAAUAGAAUAAGGGCGAUGUACAUUGCAGCCAAUUGCAACUAGUUGCUGUUUGCUUUUACUGAUUGGGAUUCGGGUGAUUUUAUUGUGAAGAACUAUAACCUUAUUCACAAGUGUAUACCUCUAAACAAGAACAAGAUGUGUGAUUCAAAGCUGAUUGCUAGAAACCUUUCUUAAGUCUUAUAGUCAUUUCAGGCAACCAAUUACCAACAUGAGAAUGUGGCCGGAAACCCCAAACCCAUCAAUUGAACCUCCAAAACCAAGAAAGAUGCCAGGAAGACCUGGCAAGAACAGAAGAAAGAGUAAGGAUGAGCCAAAAAAGUGGGGCAAACUCUCAAAAAAAAAGGUGUCAAGAUCACCUGUUCAAGGUGUAAGCAAGUUGGCCAUAACAAGACUAUGUGUGCCAAAAUGAAUGGUAUGGGAAACAGUAAUAGUAGUCAACCUAGCACUCAGCCUUCAGCUUCAUGGAAUCCACCACCACCACAAUCAAGUUCUAUUUGUAGUGACACCAAUGCAAUGGCAAGAGAUACCUCCACUCAAAGUCAGAUAGCAAGAUCAAGCUACGCCUUUCAUUCAUAUGCAACUACACAAUCCAAUCAAUCAGGAUCUAUUUGUGCUGACACAGCUGUUGUGCCAAGACCACCUCAAAGAAAGGUGUCAAGUGCUGCUGGUAGAGGUUAAUGUGCUGCUGGUAGAGGUAAAUAGGGUUCUGGUAGGGGUCAAUGUGGUGCUGAUAGAGGAGGUGGUUCUGGUAGGGGUUAAUGUGGUGUUAACGGGGGAGGUGAUUCUGGUAGGGGUCAAUGUAGUGUUGAUAGGGGAGGUGGUUCUAGUCGGGUUCAAUGUGGUGUUGAUAGGGGAGGUGGUUCUGGUCGGGGUCAAUGUGGUGCUGAUAGGGGAGGUGGUUCUGGUAGGGUUCAAUAUGGUGUUGAGAGGCGGGUGGUUCUGAUAGAGGUCAAGGAGGGAUUGGUAAAGGAUUGGCAAGAAAAAUAGCCAAUGCAAAAGGCACCCCAUUUGAAAGUGGAAGAAAUACUUUUUCUAGUCAAGUACCACCUUUGCCAACCAACAAGAGGCCAUACAAUGCUACCUCAUUUGCUGCUGCUACUGCAUACAAAAGGCCUGCAACUGGUUUUGGUGUUUACUCUGAUCCAAUAACUGAAACCCAAGUGUACAAUGUAUUUCUCUAUGUCUCAUUAUUUAUCUAUA